Acinonyx jubatus (cheetah) is the source of this 4256-nucleotide messenger RNA. RefSeq lists its product as uncharacterized. The record is from RefSeq and is a predicted model, not a curated record. NCBI's taxonomy places the organism in Eukaryota, Metazoa, Chordata, Mammalia, Carnivora, Felidae. The coding region runs from base 1 to 642 and encodes 213 amino acids. The transcript has 3 exons.
AUGGAGGCGGGUGUCUCCUCUGUUAAGUUAGGGCGAGACGUCUCAAAGGAGAGCUGCCGCCACCGCCGCCGCCGCCGCUGCCGCCGCUGCCGCCGCCGCCGGUGCCUCUGCUGCUGCUGCAGCCGGAGCAUCCGGGAGCCGCCGCCGCCGCCGCUGCCGCUGCUGCCACUAGCGCUGCUUCCACUGCUGCCACCUCCCUUCCCAGGACCCCGAGACACCCCGAGCGCGAGCGGCGGCAGCUGCUUGCUUGCUCCCCCUCUGCCCCUGCCCCUCCCUUCCGUGACCUACCCACUCCUUGCAGCCCUCGCCCGCACCUUCUCCAACACCCCGGCAUCCCUGCACCACCUGCUCGGGCACCCCGGCGGGCUCUGGGACUUGCUGUGCGCGCCGAGAAGAAAGCAAGCUCCGAACCCGUGCCUGGCUGACGGGCUGUCGCGGCUGCACCACCAGCAGGAGGAGAAGAAACUAUUUCGCCCACCGAAACCCCAUUCUGCGGGUGCUUCGCAGCUGCCGCUUCUGCUGCCUGCAGUCCAGGUCCGAGGGUUCGAACACCGCAGCGGCGGGGACCGUGGGUCUAGCAGGCGCCGGGAGGACACCGGCGGAGCCCUGCACUCUGGUGUCCCGCUCACCAGCAUCACCUAGCCCCCUCGUUCCUUCCCCAACCCUUUAGAGAAGGGACCAUGAUUUGGAAACGCAGCGCCGUUCUCCGCUUCUACAGUGUCUGCGGGCUCCUGCUACAAGGUAAGCACAUUAAUCAUUCCAGGUGUAAUCAGACUGCAUCAAGGUAAAACAAGAAAAAAUGGCUUAAUUACAUUUCAUAGCAAUAAUCAGUAUGUAAAUAUAAAGUUUGGACAAAAUUGGUUAAAAUCAAGUUUGUUUUUGAAACUAAAGGUUGAAAAAACCUAGAGAAAAUCUAAAUGUUCAGUUUGUUUGUGUGUUAUGUUUUGAUAUCAAUAUCAUAAGCUUGCAAUAUUUGAAAUUGUGUAUCAUGUGGAAUAUUAAAACCAUUUAUUAACUUCUAAUGUUAUUAGGGCAUUUCUCACUUUAAAGUGAAUAAUGCAAAUUAGAGUAGAUUUUAAAUGCAAAACAAUUUUGUUGUCAAUAUGCAAAUUAAUAUAUUUGCAACACAUAUUGGAUUAAAGAGAAAUUGAAAUAUAUUAAAGAAGUGAAUUUCAAAUACUAGAAGAGAUUUGUUGUACAUGUUUUUAAAGGAUAUAGUUUUUUUAAACAUCACACAUAAUUAGGAAAUAUACAGUAAUAAUAAUCAAUAUUAUUUAUCAUUCUGAAAAUUAUCAACAUAUGAAAUAAAUAUCUCUGAAAAAUCAGUUGAUCAUUUUUCUAGGAGAUAUAUGCUAUCAUCUGUAAAAUUUAUACUAUCGCUUUUUCUAUAAUCAAAUCAUAGUUAAAUAUGCUGUUUUGCUUUUCACAACUGAAAGAGCCAAAUUUAAUCAUGGUUACAAGGGAAUAUAAGUUCUAACACUUUCCAGAAGUGCAGUAAUAUUUAAGUUAAUAUAGUAUAGGUAAUGUUUCUUCCAUUCCCAAUAUUUUUUAAUUUCAAAAUUAGAUAAAAGUAUGCUUAUAAUUCCUUCCACUAUAGCUUGCUUCUUUAACUUUUGCACUGAAUGCCAGAAGAAUUCAAAUUAGUAGGAACAUAGCAUGUAUAGGCAAUUUUAGGCAUGCAUAAUCAAAUUUAGUUCUUUUUGGAACAGACAACAAAUUGAUGGUUCAGGAACGUACAUGGCUUUAGAAUGUAGUACUUUUAAACUUGGCAACACUGGAAGGGGAGGUGAAGGCUCAUUAUCUCAGAAAAGGACAAAGUACUUUUAAUUAAAAGAAGAGCCAUCAUUGUUCAUUAUAAUGGUUUGAAGGUAAAUAAUGUUUUAGUUGAUACAGCAAGGGUGUUCUCCUUCCUACAAAGGAACACUUGAAUGUAAGUAGAAAGGCUAAAUUUUACUUUCAUCUUUUUAGUAAUCAUACAGAGAUAUGGUUUAUAUUUCUAAAUGUAAUCAUUUGAUACUGAUUUUAAACAAAAACAUUAUACUAAUAUGACUUUGACACAAUUAAUCCUCUAUAACAGUAGAUUGAGAAGAGAGAAGGCUUAUUUGACUAUAGAUUUACUCCCCCUCCCUAUUUUUAAUCUUCCUUUGCUUUUUCUUUCAUGUGAGUCACUGGGAUGCUUUGUUAAAAGAGGUACUUUUUGUUUUAAUUAGGAACUAAUUUGAGUCCUCUUUCUGUUAGCAAGGAUAAAUGUCUAUGAUGUAAUUAUGUAUAAGAAACUCUAAACAUUUUACAGUGGUGUCUGGGAAGGUUUAGCAAUGUCUGUUUCACUGAGUAUCACAGUUAAAUUUGAAAUCACACAUUUAACUCUGAAAAUUACCUUCCUUCCUAUCAAAAUGUGCCUGUUAAGAGAAAAAGUUCAAAAUUUUUGUCACUGUGACCACUGUCUAUAAUGAUAAUGAAAUAUAAUUUUAUAGAAGUAGACAUAUAAAAGCUACUCUGUGAUUUCAAAAUACUUUGACCAAUUUUUCCGUAUGUUGGAAAAAGGUUAUGUGGUUGGUUAAAUAAAUCUUAAACAGAAAACAUUUCAGUUUUAAACUUCUGUUGACAAAAUAUAUUUUUAAAAUCCAUUAUGUAGUUUUCUCUUUAGCUGCAGAAUUGGAAAUAUAAUUUAAUCUUUGCUGACUGUUAACUAUGCCAUAUAUCAGAAUCCAUUGCAGUAAAUAUUCUAAUAAAACAUCAUAACAGUGAAAGAUACAAUUAUAAGUGCUUGUAUCAAAACAAACAAAAAACGUAAAAACCAAACUAAAACAUAGUGUAGUAUUCAUAAUAUGAUGAAUUAUCUCAUAAAAAAGCUUUUUCUAUUGCUAUUUGGCAUUUUUGCCUACAUAAAAAGCAGAACAAACUUUUUGGCAUUUAUUGUUAGCUGAAUUCUAACCAAUUGAUGCUUCACUUGACAUUGGUAUUCCAGAUUACAUGAUAUAUGUUCCUUGUCCAUUUGAGGCUAUACUUUGAAUGUGAGCACCCAAAAAAGGCAUUAUGAGCGUAAGAUUGAUAGUUAUUUGAUUUAGCAACAUCUGUUUUUGCUUGAUGUACUCCAAGCAGAUGCUCUUCCUGACAUUCAACAUGCAAUUUUAUUUACUCUCAUGACAUAUGACCUCAGCAGAAGAAUACUAUUUCCGCACAGGUAUUAUAGUUAACAACUGUAUGUGUCUUUGGUCAAGUAAAUGUCAAUAGACUGGGUCAAACAUCAUUAACUUUAAUAAGGACAGCAAUGGGCAAACUCUUUGACUAGUGUCUCCGUAAACUGACAUAGAGUUCUUUAAAGUUUCAGAACAUCUAGAGGCUCAUUUUUUUUUCAAUUAGCAAAUUCUUUUACGUUUCUUUGAGAAUGAAGAAACAACAAUAUAUGCUAUCAGAAUGUCUUUUCUGUUUGGCAUAGUAUUUCAAACCUGUCACAUUGUACAAAGGGUUGUAAUGAAAAAUACGCAGUGAUAGGCCCUACUGCUUAUUUGAUUCUCUAUUCACGUUUUGUAAUAUGCUGCAAUACAAUAUAAAACCAACACUGUUGUAACUGAAUUAUACUGUUUCAUGGUUUAUAUAAGGACACCUAGGGAUUUAGGAUAAAUGUGAGUGAUCAUACUGAGGAUUAGAGAGUUCUGAUCAAGGGUUUUCUAGGCAGAAAAAUAUCUAUGAAAACUAAGCAAAAGUGUCUUUGUCUGAGGAAAAAUAUGAAAAUUACAUAAUACCAUCGUAGUGUAUUAUAUUUCUAAAGAGAUCUGAUGUCCUGUAAUGGAAUAUGCAUCUGAUUCUCUUUUUCUAAGGAAGUCUCCUACUCAGUGUUAACAAUCUAAUGAUAUCUUGUGACCUUUUCUAUGCAAAUAUGAACAAUUUGAGGCUAUCACAAUCUCUCAUGCAUUGCUCCUUAAAGGGACAUUCUUAAUUGCUUUUAUAGUCUCAAUUUUAUUUUAACCUCCAUUACCUAUAAUAUCUUCUUUGAAGCUUGAAAUUAACUUUUCUGUCUUCACCAUUCUAUUCUUUCCUAUUUUGGUAAGCAGUGACUUUACUUUUCCACUGAAAUUUUAAGGAGUUUCAUGCAACAUAGAUGUAAUUAAUUUAAUAUGAUAAGGUACAUCUUUAUUAUAUUAUUCUGUUAGUCACAUCCAAUAAAAGAGAAGUAUAUAUUCCUUUCCUGUGGAGAUCACUCAAAGAUGUGGUAUUCUUUUUUUUUUUUUUAAGUUUAUUUAUAUUUGAGAGAG